Molecule: messenger RNA, 8188 nt
Organism: Ochotona princeps (American pika)
Lineage: Eukaryota; Metazoa; Chordata; Mammalia; Lagomorpha; Ochotonidae
Gene: CENPE
Product: centromere protein E
Exons: 48
Coding region: 1-7929 (2642 amino acids)
Biological process (GO): microtubule-based movement; mitotic cell cycle
Cellular component (GO): microtubule
Molecular function (GO): microtubule binding; plus-end-directed microtubule motor activity; ATP binding
Source: RefSeq, a predicted model, not a curated record
AUGGGGGAAUUUCCUGCUUUCAAGGAGCUCCUGUGGGAGAAAAGUCAGCCGGCUGAGGAAAGGAUUGCCGUGCGGGGUGACCUGCCUGAGUCCCCAGCCCGUGGCAAGGAUGACUUUGAGUGCAGCAGAGAAGAACUUGGUGACGCUACUCAAGUUUAUUGGAAAGCUGACAAUAAUGCCAUUUAUCAAGUGGAUGGGAGUAAAUCUUUCAAUUUUGAUCGUGUCUUUCACAGUAAUGAAACCACUAAACAUGUGUAUGAGGAAAUAGCAGUACCGAUCAUUGACUCUGCCAUACAAGGCUACAAUGGUACUAUAUUUGCCUAUGGGCAGACUGCCUCAGGAAAAACACACACUAUGAUGGGGUCAGAAGAUUGUUUAGGAGUUAUACCCAGAGCAAUCCAUGACAUCUUCGAAAAAAUCAAGAAGUUUCCUGAUAGGGAAUUUCUUCUACGUGUGUCUUAUAUGGAGAUAUACAAUGAAACCAUCACAGAUUUACUUUGUAAUACUCAAAAAAUGAAACCUUUAAUAAUUCGGGAGGACAUCAAUAGGAAUGUAUAUGUUUCUGAUCUUACUGAAGAAGUUAUUUAUACAUCAGAGAUGGCUUUGAAAUGGAUCACAAAGGGAGAAAAAAACAGACAUUACGGAAUUACCAAAAUGAAUCAAAGAAGCAGUCGUUCUCAUACCAUUUUUAGAAUGAUUUUGGAAAGCAGAGAGAAAGGCGAACCAUCUAGUUGUGAAGGAUCUAUCAAAGUUUCCCAUUUGAAUUUGGUUGACCUUGCAGGCAGUGAGAGAGCUGCUCAAACAGGAGCUGAAGGUGUGCGACUCAAGGAAGGCUGCAACAUAAAUCGAAGCUUAUUUAUUUUGGGGCAAGUGAUUAAGAAACUUAGUGAUGGACAAGUUGGUGGUUUCAUAAAUUACCGAGAUAGCAAAUUAACACGAAUUCUCCAGAAUUCUCUGGGAGGAAAUACAAAAACACGUAUUAUCUGCACAAUUACUCCAGCAUCUUUUGAUGAAACACUUACAACUCUGCAGUUUGCCAGCACUGCUAAAUAUAUGAAGAAUACUCCUUAUGUUAAUGAAGUAUCAAGUGAUGAAGCUCUCCUGAAAAGAUAUAGGAAAGAAAUAGUGGACCUGAAGAGACAAUUAGAGGAGGUAAAUAUAAGGACUCGGGCCCAGGAAAUGGAAAAAGAUCAGUUGGCCCAGCUUUUGGAUGAAAAAGAUCUGCUCCAAAAAGUACAGGAUGAAAAAAUUCAAAACUUAACAAGUAUGCUAGUUACCUCUUCUUCCCUUACAUCACAGCAGGAGUUAAAGGCUAAGAGAAAGAGAAGAGUUACUUGGUGCUUUGGCAAAAUUAGCAAAAUGAAGGACUCGAACUAUGUAAAUGAAUUCAGUUUGCCAAAAAAUGUAACAACAAAAAUGAAGACUCCCAUGAGUGUAAUAGGAGAAAUUGAUGAAUCUCUCUGCUUAGAAUCUGAUAUCUUCAGCAGCACGCUUGAUACAUUUACUGAGGUGGAGUGGAAUUCAGCAACAAAGAUACUAAAUGAGGAAAACUUUGAAAGUGAAUUGAGCUCACUCCGUGCUAAAUAUGACAAUCUGGUAUUAGAUUAUGAACAAUUAAGAAGAGAAAAUGAAGAAAUGACGUUGAAAUUAAAGGAGAAGCAUGAUUUAGAUGAAUUUGAGGCUCUAGAAAGAAGAACUGAAAAAGAUCAAGCGAUGCAACUAACUCAUGAAAUAUCCAACUUAAAGAAUUUAGUUAAGCAUGCAGAAGCAUAUAAUCAAGAUCUUGAGAAUGAACUGAGCUCAAAAGUAGAGCUGCUGAAAGAAAAGGAAGACCAGAUUAAGAAGCUACAGAAAUACAUAGACUCUCAGAAGGCAGAAAGUAUAAAAAUGGAUUCGUCAUAUUCAUUGGAGAAUAUUGAAGACUUGAAACAAAUGAAACAGACUCUGUUUGACACUGAAACUGUAGCCCUUGAUGCCAAGAGAGAAUCAGCAUUUCUCAGAAGUGAAAAUCUGGAGCUAAAAGAGAAAAUGGAAGAACUUGCAAGUACGUGCAAGCAAAUGGAAAAUGAUGUUCAAUUAUGUCAAAGCCAAUUGGAAGCAAAAAAGAAAAUUCAAUUUGACCUGGAGAAAGAAUUACAAUCAGCUUUUAAUGAAAUAUCAAAACUGACAUCUCUUAUUGAUGGCAAAGUUCCAAAAGAUUUGCUUUGUAAUUUGGAAUUGGAAAAAAAAAUUACUGAUCUCCAGAGAGAACUGAAAAAAGAAGUUGAAGAAAAUGAAGCUUUACGAAAAGAAGUUCAUUUGCUCUCAGAAAGGAAAUCUUCAAUCCCUGAAAUAGAAAUGCUAAGAAAAGAGUUAAAUGAUAAAUCUGAAGAGAUAUGCAUAAUAGCAUCAGAAAAGGACAAAUUAUUAUCUGAAACAGUUCAUAAAGAGAAUAGAAUUCAAGAUUUACUUGAAGAAAUUGAAAAAACUAAAGAUGACCUAGCAACUAUUCAGUUGAAUUAUGAAAGCACCGAUAAAGAAUUACAAGAGUUCAAGAACCUUCAUCUGGAAUUUCAGCAAAAGUAUGAUAAGGUCUUAGAAGAAAAUAAGAGAUUGAAUCAAGAAAUUGGAAAUCUCUCGGAAGAAGCACAAAAAUUUGGUUCAAGUUUGGAAGUUUUGCAGUCUGAGCUGUCUCACAAGACUCAAGAGCUUAACCAGAAAACAAGUGAGGGGCAAGAAAUAUUAAAUGAAAUGGAACAGCUGAAGGAACAGUUAGAAACCAGAGAUUUGAAGCUUCAGACUGCUGAAAGGGAGAAAACUCUGCUGGCUGAGAAGCUUCAGCAAAGCUUGGAGGAGAUGAGAAUGUUAGGCCAAGAAAACGAUGACCUAAAGCAACUCCAAGAGAGCCUUCAAACGGAGAGGGACCAGCUCAGAAGUGAUAUUCAGGACACAGUGAACAUGAACAUAGAUACACAAGAACAAUUGCGGAAUGCUCUUGAGUCAUUGAAACAACACCAAGAAACAAUUAACACACUAAAAAUGAAAAUUUCUGGGGAAACAGCCGGGAAUUUGCAGUUGGAGGAGAACAUGGUAGAGACAGAAGAUGAGUCACAGAAAAAGAUGGCUGCCAUAGAUAAGCAGAAUUUGCAAGACCAAAAAUCUGAAACAUUCAUUGCAGAUUUAAUACAGGAGAAAAAUGAACUCCAACAAAUGUUAGAGAGUAUUGUAUUAGAAAAGGAACAGUUGAAGUCAGACCUGAAAGAAAAUAUUGAAAUGACUAUUGAAAACCAGGAGGAGUUAAGAAUUCUUGCAGAUGAACUGAAAAAGCAACAAGAGAUUGUUGCAGAAGAAAAGAACCAUACGUUAAAGAAGGAAGAAGAACUUUCUAGGGCCCGUGUGAAACUGGCAGAAGUCGAAGAAAAAUUAAAGGAAAAGAGUGACCAGCUCCAAGAAAAGCAGCAACAACUUCUUAGUGUGCAAGAAGAGAUGAGCGAGAUGCAGAAGAAGAUGAGUGAAAUGGAGAAUUUAAAGAAAGAACUCCAGAAUCGAGAGUUAAGUUUGGAACAUACGUCAACACAGGGGCUUGUGUCGGCUCAGAAACGGCAAGAAAAUUAUGAAGAAAAGAGCUCUAUAACCAAGGAAAGAGAUGACCUAAAGGAAUUACAGGAAACAUUUAAAGUAGAGAGAGACCAGCUCAAAGAAUAUAUAAAAGAAAUUGAAGCUGCAGACCUACAAACAAAAGAGGAACUAAAAAUCGCUCACAUGCAUCUAAAAGAACAGCAAGAAACCAUUGAUGAACUAAGAAGAAACAUUUCUGAGAAGACAGCUCAGAUAAAAAAUACUCAGGAGGGGCUCGAGAGAUCCAGCGCCAAAUUACAAGAAAAGAAAUCGGGGCUUCAUGUGGAACAGGAGCCAGUAGCUGAUGUGAAAGAAGCCAGUGUGACUGAGGAAACAGCGCCUGAGCUGCAGGUACUCAAAGAACCAUUCAAAAGCAAGGAGUCAGCAACACCAGCAGACAUAGAAAUGGAAAGGCUAACUGAGAAACUUCAAGAAAGUCAGGAGGAGAUACUGUCUCUAACGAAGGAAAGAGAUAACCUUAAGUUGAUAAAAGAAGCACUUCAGCUUGAAUGUGACCAACUGAAAGAAGGCAUGCAAGAAACUUUGGCUAAGCUUCAAGAGACUCAAGACAAGCAAGAAACAUUCUUCACUAUGAAAGAUGAUGAUGAGACUAGUAAAAUCAUGAAUGAGAUGGAAAAAUUGAAGGAAGAAUUCAAAGUCAAAGAUUUGGCGCUAGAAAGACUAGAAAUGGAAAAACUGGAAUUGUCUGAGAGACUUCAAGAAAGUCAAGAUGAAGUAAAGUCUGUGGCCAAGGAGAGAGAUGACCUGCAGAGGCUACAAGAAGCUCUUCAGUCAGAAAGGGAUCAACUUAGAGAAAAUACACAAGAGAUCAGAGCUAAGCACCUAGAAACGGAAGAGGAACUUAAAGCUGUUCGUUGUUGCCUGAAAAUAAAGGAGGAAACUAUAGAUAAGUUGAGAGUGAAUCUUUCAGAGAAAGAAACUGAAGUCUCACGCAUACAAAAAGAAUUAGAAACAACCAGUGUUGAAUUACAGAAAAAGAUCCAGGAGUUUCAUAAGAAAUCAGAACAACUUAUUAGUAUAGAAGAAAUUAGUGAAACUCCAGGGAAAAUAAAUGAAUUGGAACAAUUCAAGGAACUUCUCAAAGCCAAAGAAUCAAUGCUACAAAAUACAGAAAGUGAGAAGGUCAAGUUGACUGAGAAACUUCAAGAAAGUCAGGAAGAAGUAAGAAUUGUAAUUAAUGAAAGAGAUAAAUUGAAAAGGGUGCAGGAGGCCCUUGAAAUAGAAAGAGAACAGCUAAAAAAUAAGAUUGAAGAAAUUUCAAAUAAAAUCCAGGAACUUGAAGAAAAAGAACAGCAAUAUAUUCAGGUAAAAGAUGUUGGUGAAUCUCAAGAAAACGUGCGUGACAUAGAGCACUUGAAAGAGCAGCUUGAGACCCAGAAAUCAGUUCUGGCAAACGUAGAAAUGGAGAACGUACAGCUGAAUCAGAGACUCCAGGAAAACCUUGAAGAAAUGAGAUCUGUAUCAAAAGAAAGAGAUGACCUUAGGGAAGUGGGUGAGACCCUCAGAACCGAAAGAGACCAGCUCAAGGAAAACCUAAGGGAAAGUAUAACUAAAGACCUGGAAAAACAAGAGGAACUAAAAAUGGCACACAUGCACCUGAAAGAACACCAAGAAAUUGUUGAACAACUACGAGGGAUUAUUUCAGAAAAGAACGAUGAAAUAGCAAAUUUGCAAAUGGACUUUGAAAACUCAAAUGCCACCUUAAAAGCUAAGUUCGAGGAACUUGAAGAAAAAGAAUGUCAACUUAUUAAAGCAAAAAAUGAUCUCCAAGAAAAAAUGUAUCAAACAGAACAACUGAAGAAGCAAUUAGAGUCCCAGAAUUCAAUUCUGGAAAGUACAGAAAUGGAAAAGUUAAGAUUGUCUCAAAAACUUCAUAAACACCUUGAAGAAAUAAAAUUUGUUACUAAGGAAAAUGAUGACCUAAAAAGAACAGAAGAAACCCUCAAAGUGGAACGAGACCAACUUAGGGAGUGCCUUCGAGAGACAGAAGCUAAAGAUCUGAGAAAACAAGAGGAACUAAGUAUUGCUCAUAUGGAUCUGAAAGACCACCAGGAAACUGUUGAUAAACUCCGAGAGAUUAUUUCUGAGAAGACAAGUGAAAUACUAACUAUGCAAAGUGAUUUAGGAAAGUCAAAUGCUAAAUUACAAGAAAAGGAUCGAGAACUUAAAGCAAACGACCAUCAGCUGUGUAAAUUAAAAGACGGUGUCCGUGAACUGCAAAAACAACUGAAAGAGCAAGGCUUAACUCUCAAUAAAAUUGAAAUGGAGAAUUUAAGUUUGGCCCAGAAACUUCAUGAAAACCUUGAGGAAAUGAAAUCUGUAAUGAAAGAACGAGAUAGUUUGAAGAGAGUAGAGGAGAGCCUCAGGCUGGAGAGAGACCAACUCAAGGAAAAUCUACAGGAAACCAUAGCUAGAAAUCACACAGAGCCAGUAAGACACGGGAAACUGUUAAUGGCUGAUGAAGAAGUACAUCUUACAGAAAACCUGAGAGAAAAAUGCAUUAGGAUAAAAGAGCUUCUAAAGAGAUACUCAGAGAUGGAGAAUCAUUACGAGUGCUUGAAUAGAAUGUCUUUGGAUUUGGAGAAGGAAAUUGGAACCCAAAAAGAGCUUUCAAUUAGAAUAAAAGCAAACCUGGCACUUUCAUGUCCACAAGCGAGACAGAUUCAAAAACUUCUUACUGCAAACCAAAGAUGUUCCAUGGAAUUCCACAGAAUCAUGAAGAAACUUAAGUAUGUGUUAAGCCAUGUUACAAAAAUAAAGGAAGAACAACAUGAAUCCAUCAAUAGAUUUGAAAUGGCUUUUAUCAAUGAAGUGGAAAAGCAAAAUGAAUUGCUAAUUAAAAUAAAACACCUUCAACAAGAUUAUGAUGUCCCAUCUAAAGACGAAAGGGUCCUCAGAUUGAAGCAGAAUCUGGAUCAACACAUUGAGGAAAUUCUCAAAGAUUUCUCAGAAGGUGACUUCCCCAGCAUAAAGGCUGAAUUCCAACAAAUGCUAACUAACAGGAAGGAGAUGACUCAGUUUUUAGAAGAGUGGUUGAAAAUUCACUUUGAUGAAGAAAAACUUACAAAUGGCAUCCAAAAAGAAAAUGAUAGCAUUUGUCAAGUAAAUAACUUCUAUAAUAACAAAAUAAUUGCUGUAAUAAAUGAGUCUACAGAGUUUGAAGAAAGAAGUGCUGCUGUAUCGAAAGAGUGGGAACAUGACCUGAAAUCAAUGAAAGAGCAGAGUAAAAAGCUGUUUAAAGACUAUGAGGCCUUGAGGAUCUCCAUGGUACCUGGUGCCCAUGUUCCUGCUGUGCCAGACAUUAAGAAUUCUCAUGUUACUUCAAGAACUACACAACUAAGCACAGAGAGAAUUAAAGAGCUGGAAACUAAACUACAUGAAGCUAAAGAAAGUGCUAUAUAUAAGGAAGGCAAAAUUGUAAAGAUGCAGAAAGAACUUGACAUGACUAAUGACAUAAUAGCAAAACUUCAAGCCAAAGUUAAUGAGUCAAAUAAAUGCCUUGAAAAAACAAAAGAAAUGGUUCAAGUACUUCAGGAUAAAAUUGCUUUAGGAGCUAAGCCCUAUAAAGAAGAAAUUGAAGAUCUCAAAACAAAGCUGGUGAAAAUUGAUCUAGAGAAUGUGAAAAAUGCCAAGGAAUUUGAAGAACAAAUUAAGUCUACAAAAGCCACUGUAGAAUAUCAAAAAGAAGUUAUAAGAGCAUUGAGAGAAAAUCUUAGAAGAAAUCAGCAUGAGCAGGAUACCUCAAUAAUAUCAGAACAUGUUGAUACCCAGCCUUCAAAUAAACCCUUAACCUGUGGCGGUGGCAGUGGCAUCGUACAAAGCACAAAAGCACUUAUUUUGAAAAGUGAAUAUAUAAGGCUAGAAAAGGAAAUUUCUAAGUUAAAGCAGCAAAAUGAGCAUCUUACAAAGCAAAAGAAUGAAUUGUUAAGCAACAAUCAUCAUCUGUCCAAUGAAGUCAAAAUUUGGAAGGAAAGAACUCUUAAGAAAGAGGUUUAUAAAGAAGUGACUUCUGAAAAUUCUCCAAAGUCUCCGAAAGUGAUUAGAACAGAUUCUAAAAGGAGGCCAAACAUCCCUUCCCAAUGCAAGGAACGGAACUUACAAGAUCCUGUGCCAAAGGAAUCACCAAAAUCUUUUUUUUUUGAUAACCGACCAAAGUCUUUACCAUCACCUCAUCCAGCUCGCUAUUUUGAUAACUCGGGUUUAGGCCUUUGCCCAGAGGAACAAACUGUGGAAGCAGAGAAUGUGGAUCCUCAGCCGGCACCUUGGCACGCCUCCUCAGAGAAAGAUGGGCCCGAGUGCAGAACUCAGUAGCAGACCCCUCUGGAGUCUCGGCAUUUCUUGUGAGGAACUUGAACUAUCUAUCCCUCGAAAUGAUAUCACAGUCUAACUUAAUCUCAAUUUAGUUUUCACUUUGCCACUAGAGUUUGAAGAUGAAGGAACACAAAAUCAGUGCUUUCCAAUAAUUAGAGUGGUUAUUGCAGUACCCUCUCACACAUGGAGAUAUUUGCAUGUGAAACGUUGAAAUAUUUUAUUUAUUUAUAUAUUUUUAAAUAAAGUUAUUGGAAAUUUC